GGGAAGGUUCCUACGGCUGAGGCCGAGCUCCUAGUGAUGGGUUCUUUCGUUUCCCAGCCACUCGAGCCAGUCAAGGGCGUUGCGCCUCCUGAGGUCGCCUCCUCCGCCAACCCCGCGCCCGUCAUUGCACCCGGAGCGCCGACCUCUCCAGCAGAAGCCCCUCUAUUUAAUAACUGCUGGAGCUGUCGCGUGCUCUCCGGGUCCGGGCUGAUAGGGGCGGGCGGGUACGUGUACUGGGCGGCACGGAAGCCCAUGAAGCUGGGAUACCCCCCGGGUCCAGGAACUAUUGCGCAGAUGGUCUUCGGCAUCAGCAUUGCUUGCUGGGGUGUAGUCAUCCUGUCAGACCCCAAAGGGAAGGCCUUCCGCGCUGGUUGAAGUACCACCAUUGAAUUUGUCAUCUCUCGGCAUCCCCGUGACACACAGAGCAAGCAUGGGGCGUAUGCAUGUUCUGGACAGACGCAUGGACACUGACAGACUUCAGUCCUGCAGAUACUAUAAGACUGAAGAGACAAACAUGGGUUGUCAUUCGUUGGCCAUAAGUGUUUGUGGCCUUCUUCGCAGGUUCCACAGGGACCAAUAAAUCCCUCAGAGAAGAGGUUCUUUGUGUUA
Balaenoptera acutorostrata (minke whale) is the source of this 609-nucleotide messenger RNA. It is a transcript of the gene DMAC1, whose product is annotated as distal membrane arm assembly component 1. The transcript is spliced from 2 exons. The record is from RefSeq and is a predicted model, not a curated record. The coding region runs from base 37 to 375 and encodes 112 amino acids. Lineage: Eukaryota; Metazoa; Chordata; Mammalia; Artiodactyla; Balaenopteridae.